Messenger RNA from Parathielavia appendiculata, 1323 nucleotides. RefSeq lists its product as uncharacterized. The coding region runs from base 1 to 1323 and encodes 440 amino acids. The record is from RefSeq and is a predicted model, not a curated record. The transcript is spliced from 3 exons. NCBI's taxonomy places the organism in Eukaryota, Fungi, Ascomycota, Sordariomycetes, Sordariales, Chaetomiaceae. Gene Ontology annotation, molecular function: DNA-binding transcription factor activity, RNA polymerase II-specific; zinc ion binding. Gene Ontology annotation, biological process: regulation of DNA-templated transcription.
AUGACCUCGUUCCCCUCGCGGAUUCAUCGGCCGCGCAAGACGUGCAUCCAGUGCGCCAAAGCGAAGCGAAAAUGCGACAGGACAAGUCUUUCAUGCUUGCGUUGCCGGGAAAGGGGCAUGCGCUGCGUAUAUCCAUCAAGAUUGAUAUUCAGAGAUGGAUCCGAGCCCACUGUCGCGGCACCUGAUACGGCAGAAGUGGGACGAGAUAGCGACAGGGCUUCGAACAGGGCCUUAUUGAUGGGGACGUGCUCGAGUCCUACGUAUCCUCCUCUCGCUGAUGCGGUUCAGGAACCAGGGAACCACGUGAGCUUCACAGAUGUAAUCGAGACCACUCUCAGCAGCCGAUGGUUCCUGCACCCCCAAACCUGGAUACGUCAACACGGGUGGGCUACGCCCCAAUACGAGCUCCCUGUGAGCGAAAAGUCCUUGCCGCAUUUCAUCAGCAAGCUAAAACGCUGGGCGGAUGACUGGGUGCGGGACGGGCAUAGUCCCAUUAUGCACAGGCUCACCUAUGAAGGAUACACUCCUGAGUGCGUUGAGGACGCCUACACAUCGCUGGCAGCGUACAACGCAGCCUCUCCCAGCGCGAAACCGACAGCACUGCGGGUCAUCGAGAGCCGCGUCAACAAGCUGCUGAUAUCGCAGACCCAAGAGGAUGUGGACGGGAUCUCCUCAGCUUUCAUUCUUAAUACGUGCAUCCACCUCGCUCGCACCCAAGCGCUGUUCAUCUACCAACUGAUACGCUUAUUUGACGGCGAUAUCCGCGCCCGCGUCCAAGCCGAGAGCCAUAUGGAUAUUCUGAAUAGAUGGAGCAACCAGAUGAUCGAGAGCGCUCAGCUAGAUUACGCCGCUGCCGACCUGGUCCUCAGUCAAAGCGCCAGCACGUCGUCCACCAUGACGGUGACCACGACCACCAACAAUCCAUUCUCCGUCCCGCCCUCCGCCCCACCGCCAGUCCUCCACAAAGCCUGGCUCCUAUCCGAGUCCAUCCGCCGCAUCUACAUCGCCUCCAUCUUCAUGCAGGCCGUCUACAACACCCUCAGGCGGGGGUGGUCCGUCUGCCCCGGCGCCAUCGCCUAUACCGCACAGAGCGGGCUGUGGGAUGCAAGGGAGUGCUAUACCUGGGCCAGGGCACUGCGCCGCGGCCGGGAUCCGGGUGGGCAGAAAAUUCGGGAACGGGGGGAUGAUGCUCCUCAAGCUCGCGAUGGUGGUGAGCAGGAGCUGUUGUCGCCGUGGGUGGAUGAGUUUGCGGUUGCGGUGGCGGAGAUUAGUUGUGGGGUUGAGAGGGUUGAGCAGUGGGUAUUUGAGAAGGGGGGAGAAUAG